Messenger RNA from Telopea speciosissima, 448 nucleotides. RefSeq names its product histone H4. The record is from RefSeq and is a predicted model, not a curated record. Gene Ontology annotation, biological process: nucleosome assembly. Lineage: Eukaryota; Viridiplantae; Streptophyta; Magnoliopsida; Proteales; Proteaceae. Gene Ontology annotation, molecular function: DNA binding; structural constituent of chromatin; protein heterodimerization activity. Gene Ontology annotation, cellular component: nucleosome. The transcript has 4 exons. Bases 29 to 340 code for a protein of 103 amino acids.
AAUUCUGAGUUCUAGAGCAAGAGCGAAGAUGUCAGGGAGAGGCAAAGGAGGGAAGGGAUUGGGAAAGGGAGGAGCGAAGAGGCAUCGUAAGGUGUUGAGAGAUAAUAUUCAAGGCAUCACAAAGCCUGCAAUUCGUCGUCUCGCGAGGCGUGGUGGUGUCAAGCGUAUCAGUGGAUUGAUCUACGAAGAGACUCGAGGAGUUCUUAAGAUCUUCCUUGAGAAUGUUAUUCGUGAUGCGGUUACUUACACAGAGCACGCUCGCAGGAAGACUGUGACCGCCAUGGAUGUGGUUUAUGCUCUUAAGAGGCAAGGCAGGACCCUUUAUGGGUUUGGAGGUUAGGGUUAGGGUUUUUCAAUAUCUCAUUGAGUUUUGCUUGUUUUGGUAGGGGAAAGACGUUUAAGUCGAUGUGUAUUAAAGUGAAGAAAUUGUAUUAGUCAAUUUGAGGUU